This is a messenger RNA of Petromyzon marinus (sea lamprey), 1528 nucleotides long. The record is from RefSeq and is a predicted model, not a curated record. NCBI's taxonomy places the organism in Eukaryota, Metazoa, Chordata, Hyperoartia, Petromyzontiformes, Petromyzontidae.
AGACUCACCCCGAGACUCACCUCUCUCUGAGACCCUCUCACUCGACUCGCUCUCCCAGCUUCAGUGAAGAACCUUCUCGCCGAGUUGCUGCCGCGACGGUCGAAGCAUGGAAACAUCUCCGAGACAAGUGGAUAUUGAUCACAUUCCGACCGCGACGCGUUACAACCUGUCGCCCGACGACGGCCUGCUGGAGAAGGAGGAGAGCAGCCUGUUCUGCUGCGGCGUUUUUAGUGGGAAGGGGUCGCGUCGGUCGGCGGCGGACAAAGCCCUCUUCAAGGCUCAAGGAAAGCUCGCCAAAACCCAGGUGAGGGCGCGCCAAGUCCUGCAGCAGCUGUGGCGGGACGCCGCCGCGGUCGAUGCCGCCAAGAAGCGGAAGGAGGAGGAGGAGAAGGAGAAGAAGAAGGGGAGCAUGGAAGAUGUCAAGAAGGCGCUCAGCAGAUGGAGGUGCACGAUGGACUUGCCUGUCAAGGGUAGGAGACCAGAAACAACCGCCCCGCGAGGGAUAGACCGGGAUAAGCUGUUCGAGCUCGUGGAUGAGGCGAUGAGCUUCCUCCCCGUCCCCACUGCGGACGCGCUGCUCUUCGAGAGAAACAGCAACAGUGUGAGAACGAGCCUCGCCAGCAUCAGCAUGUGCCUCAGCAGCGGUCGCAGCAUCUACAAAAGCAACAGCAGCACCGGCGCCAGCAGCGGAGGAAGCAGUGGCUACCUGCCACAGUCCGAGUCUGACAUGUUGACGGACUCCACGCCCAUCGAUACGGAUGAUGAUGGCCUCCUCUACGACGACCCUUGUGCCCCUCCGCCUCUCAAGAUGGUCUCCCAGCCCCGGGGGGGAGAUGCUUCCCCAAUGUAUGAUAAUCAACAUCCACCGGGGUUCGUGCAGCAGAAGGACGGUCACAGGUUUAUCAACGUUGCGCCUUGCAACGAGCGUCCGCCCCACCCCGACCCCGCCGCCUGCGAGAUGUGAGAGUGUGCUGCUGGGUCGGCACCUCCUGUUCUUCCGCUGGGGACCUCUGGGAGAUGGCUUCGUAAAUAUAAAUCUGUCGUUAAACCCGCCACCACCCGACAAAGGUUUAUCACGUAAACAGAACAUGGCAAUUUGUUACUAGUACAGCAUACCAGUGUGUUGGAGAGCAAAUCCACAACAUUUACAAUCUGAGUACGACGUUUCAGCAGUUAUUACAACUAGCUUCAUCAUCAUGAAGCUUCCACCUGUUUUGUUGACGACGUCACUUGUGAGCGCUUCUUGUGCGAAGGGGGAGGGGAUUAAUGAAAUGCAUAUACAUUUUAAUGGGUAUCCAUUGCGCGUUGCGUCAUAUAUAUAUGUGGUAAUUAUCAAGGUACAUUAUGCAUGCACAUUAUGUAUGCACAUUGUUCUUGAACCGCCUGUGGUUUGCGAGCAAUCAAUGAGUACCUGUUAUUGUUUGUGUAUAGGUAAUCCCCUUUUAUGUAUGGUGACCUGUAUGGGCAUGCAUUUAAACAAUGUAUUAUCUGAUGAUUCGCUUCUUAGCAGCACUAAGCCUGUAGCUAU